AUGGCAGGAGGCGAGAGGAGACGCAGAAGGAAGUUACAAUUAAGCAAGCUCUUCACACUAACAUCUGCUAAAGCUUGUUUCAAGCCAGCACAUUCGCAAAUUGGACGAUCUGGUUUCUCUCGUGUGGUUUACUGCAACCAACCCGAUUCCCCUGAAGCUGAUAUUGAGGUGAAUAACAGAAAAGUUGGAGUGCACAGAGGCAAUGGGAAUUUCGAUCUUAAGGAAUGGAAGACGCUAAGAGUUGGGGAUAUAUUGAAGGUAGAGAAAAACGAUUUCUUUCCGGCAGACCUUGUCCUGCUUUCUUCUAGCUACGAGGAUGCUGUUUGCUAUGUAGAGACAAUGAACCUUGACGGGGAAACAAAUCUGAAACUUAAACAAGGACUAGAAGCAACCAUGUCGUUGCGUGAAGAUAUUGACUUCAGGGAUUUUGAGGCUUUUAUCAAAUGCGAGGAUCCUAAUGCUAACUUGUAUUCGUUUGUCGGUACGAUAGAGCUUCAGGGAGGUAAGUAUCCUCUCUCACCACAACAGCUUCUUCUAAGGGGAUCAAAACUCAGGAACACAGACUAUAUCUAUGGGGUUGUUAUCUUCACGGGUCCUGAUACAAAGGUUGUCCAGAAUUCAACGGCACCUCCGUCAAAGAGAAGCAUGAUUGAGAGGAAGAUGGAUAAGAUUAUAUACCUGAUGUUCCUUAUGGUAGUUUCAUUGGCGUUUUUGGGUUCGGUUUUCUUUGGAAUAUCAACAAGAGAAGAUUUACAGAACGGCAUCAUGAAAAGAUGGUAUUUGAAACCGGAUGAUUCCAGUAUCUUCUUUGACCCAAAGAGGGCGCCUAUAGCUGCAAUAUAUCACUUUCUAUCGGCGCUGAUGCUAAACAGUUACUUCAUUCCUAUCUCCUUGUAUGUGUCGAUAGAGAUUGUCAAAGUUCUUCAGAGCAUCUUCAUCAAUCAGGAUAUCCACAUGUAUUACGAGGAAGCUGACAAACCAGCACACGCACGUACUUCUAAUCUGAAUGAAGAACUUGGGCAAGUGGGUACAAUUCUAUCUGACAAGACAGGAACAUUGACGUGUAACUCCAUGGAGUUCAUCAAGUGUUCUAUUGCUGGGACAGCCUAUGGCCGUGUUGUUACAGAGGUGGAGAUGGCUUUGAGUAGGAGAAAAGGUUCUCCUUCGGUCAAUCAAAGCAAUGGAAGUGUUACGGAGUUUGCUGUUGCUGCAGAACCGGCAGUGAAAGGAUUCAACAUUAAAGAUGAAAGGAUAAUAAAUGGAAACUGGGUCAAGGAAACGCAUGCUGAUGUCAUUCAGAAAUUCUUUCGUUUAUUGGCAGUGUGUCAUACAGUCAUACCUGAGGUGCAUGAAGAUACAGGAAAGAUCACCUACGAGGCUGAAUCACCGGACGAGGCAGCAUUUGUUGUUGCAGCAAGGGAGCUUGGGUUUGAGUUUUUUGUUCGAACUCAAACAACAAUAUCCGUAAGAGAGCUAGACCCAGCGACUGGCCGACAAGUUGAAAGGCUGUAUAAAGUGCUGAACGUGCUUGAAUUCAAUAGCUCAAGGAAACGGAUGUCCGUAAUAGUGCGGGAUGAAGAUGGCAAACUCCUUUUACUUUGUAAAGGAGCAGACAGUGUCAUGUUUGAAAGACUUUCCCGAAACGGUAGAAAGUAUGAAGAGGAAACCCGGGACCAUGUGAACGAGUAUGCUGAUGCUGGACUGAGGACUUUGAUACUUGCGUAUCGUGAACUAGAUGAGAAAGAAUAUGGGCUGUUCACUGAGAGAAUCAGUGAAGCCAAGAAUUCCGUUAGUGCUGAUCGAGAAGCACUGAUAGAUGAAGUCACAGAGAAGAUUGAGAAAGAUUUGGUUCUUCUUGGAGCUACCGCUGUUGAGGAUAAACUCCAAGAUGGGGUCCCUGAUUGCAUUGAUAAGCUUGCUCAAGCAGGAAUAAAGAUUUGGGUAUUGACUGGAGACAAGAUGGAGACUGCUAUCAAUAUUGGCUUCGCUUGUAGUUUGCUCAGACGAGACAUGAAGCAGAUCAUAAUCAACUUGGAGACCCCUGAGAUCCAGGAGUUGGAAAAAUCCGGAGAAAAAGAUGUCAUUGCAGAGGUAGUGACAAGACUAGUCAAACUUGGAAGCGGUCAGACGACACUGGCCAUUGGUGAUGGCGCAAAUGACGUUGGAAUGCUACAGGAAGCAGAUAUAGGAGUUGGGAUUAGUGGUGUGGAAGGAAUGCAGGCUGUAAUGUCCAGCGACAUUGCCAUUGCUCAGUUUAGAUAUCUGGAGCGCUUGUUACUCGUCCAUGGACACUGGUGUUACAGGCGGAUCUCAAAAAUGAUUUGCUACUUCUUCUACAAGAACAUCACAUUUGGUUUCACUCUCUUCUUAUAUGAGGCAUACACAUCAUUCUCAACGACACCUGCUUACAAUGACUGGUAUCUAUCUCUGUAUAGCGUCCUCUUCUCGUCUCUUCCUGUAAUUUGUUUGGGCAUCUUCGACCAGGAUGUAUCUGCACGGUUUUGUCUCAAGUUCCCCGUAUUGUACCAAGAAGGUGUGCAAAAUCUUCUCUUUAGUUGGCGCCGGAUACUCAGCUGGAUGUUCCACGGCUUCUGCAGCGCAAUAAUCAUCUUCUUCCUCUGCAAAACCUCUCUCGAAUCUCAAGCUUUUAACCACGAAGGGAAGACCGCAGGGAGAGAUAUCCUAGGAGGAACGAUGUACACAUGUGUGGUGUGGGUUGUGAGUUUGCAGAUGAUAUUGACGAUCAGUUACUUCACAGUGAUCCAACAUCUCGUCGUUUGGGGAUCUGUGGCUUUAUGGUACCUCUUCCUGAUGGUGUACGGAUCCCUUCCAAUAAGAGUAUCAACAGAUGCCUAUAUGGUCUUUCUUGAAGUUCUUGCCCCUGCGCCUUCUUACUGGAUCACCACUCUAUUAGUGGUGCUAUCCACAAUGAUGCCUUACUUCAUCUUCUCUGCAAUUCAGAUGCAGUUUUUCCCAAUGUCACAUGGGAUUAUAAGGCUGCUUAAAUACGAGGAUCAGUGCAAUGACCCUGGGGAGUUAGAAAUGGUGAGACAGACAUCAGUAAGGCCUGUACUGGUCGGUUUCACAGCUAGAAUAGAAGCCAUAAAGAGAUCGGUCUUGAGAUCUCAUUAGCCAGAAUCUUGACAAGUGAUGAGAUUUCCUCGGUUUAUUUGGGUUUUAGUGGCUUUGCAUAAUGUAAAUAGGACCAAAUAAACUGCAGGCUGGAGGAAAAAAACGGUAGAUCAUUACAAGAAUAUGAAGAACAGAGUGUAGCCUAAUUUUGUAAAUUUCUGAUUAUUACGGCCUUGACCGGUAGAAUGUUUUUUUGAAGAACAAGAGCUUAACAGAGCGUUUUAUGUCAAGAACCAUCUAAUUAUAUACUAGAAAACAAUUGAAUAUUUGUACAUGAGUUAAGAUACGAGCAAAUAAAGAUUUACAAUUUUGGAGAAAG
Molecule: messenger RNA, 3451 nt
Organism: Thlaspi arvense
Lineage: Eukaryota; Viridiplantae; Streptophyta; Magnoliopsida; Brassicales; Brassicaceae
Source: the annotation of a GenBank genome assembly